Messenger RNA from Pezoporus occidentalis (night parrot), 2514 nucleotides. It is a transcript of the gene THUMPD2, whose product is annotated as THUMP domain containing 2. Bases 45 to 1517 code for a protein of 490 amino acids. Gene Ontology annotation, biological process: tRNA methylation. The record is from RefSeq and is a predicted model, not a curated record. NCBI's taxonomy places the organism in Eukaryota, Metazoa, Chordata, Aves, Psittaciformes, Psittacidae. The transcript is spliced from 10 exons. Gene Ontology annotation, molecular function: RNA binding; tRNA (guanine) methyltransferase activity.
GCGGCGGGCCGGUCUGUCCGCUGAGGGCCGCGGGGCGGGACAAGAUGGCGUCUGCGGGGGGCGGGCGGUACUUCUGCACGGCGGGCCGCGGGCUGGAGCCCUUCCUGGAGCGGGAGGUGCGGGCGAGGCUCGGCGCCACGGAGGUGGACUGCAUCUCGGGAAAGGUGUUCUUCAGCACAGCGGCGGGCCCGGCCGAGCUGAGGAAGCUCAAGGCUGGAGAGCGGCUGUUCUUGCUGCUCAAGAAGCACCCAGCGCUUGCGGUUGCUAGAAAUAAAGGGAAAAUGCUGCAUGACAUUAAAAGCCUUUUCGUUGAGGAGCCAACGUAUUGGCGGGACGUUAUCUCUAUUUGGAGAGACCUUCAUGGGUGUGAGGGUAAAAAAGAUGAUGUCUUUCAAGAAAACCCAUCGCCUCUCAAGAGAAAAUCAGAAGAGACAGAUACUGCAACUAAAAGGCAGAAAACAGAACAAGUGAGAGAGACUGUGUCUGAGGAACAUCAGACAGAAGCUGGAGAGAGGCGUGUGGUACCAGAUGACUGCCAGACUGCAAGCGAGACUUCCUUGGAAGCCUCUUCCAAAAGCAGUGGAGAGAAAGCUAUUGCAAAUGAGCAACUUAACUUCAGUUUCAGAGUUUCUUGCCGUUGUAGUGGAGCAGUUGCCAAAGUACUUACGUCACAGGAGAUUGGAAGAGCCGUUGGUGUGACGCUCAUGAAGCAGUGUGGCUGGCGGGCUGAUCUGCGGGACCCUGAUGUAGAGAUCUUCCUACAUCUUAAUGAUGUUCACUCUGUGGUGGGGAUUCCUCUUUUCAGGCUUCCUUUGGCAAACAGAGAGUACAUCAAGACAGCAGGACUGCGGUCAACAAUUGCAUGGGCCAUGGCAUCUCUGGCUGAAAUCAGUGCUGGUGCCUUUGUGUUGGAUCCCAUGUGUGGGCUGGGAACGAUACUGCUGGAAGCUGCCAAAGAGUGGCCUGAAGCCUGUUACUGGGGUGCUGAUAUAAGUGAUUCACAGUUGGAGGGCGCAGAUGUGAAUAUUAGGACUGCAGGCCUGGUGGAUAAGAUUGAAUUACUUAAAGCUUCUGUGAAAGCACUGCCAUUGCCUUCAGAAAGCUUCGACGCUGUGAUUUCAGAUAUUCCAUUUGGGAAGAAGUUCAAGAUCACAAAAGACAUAGAGGUCCUACCAGAUAUUCUCCAGGAAAUGGAGAGGCUACUUUGUGUUGGAGGGACUAUUGUACUGCUGCUGAGCCAUGAUCUCCACAAGCGUGUGGAUGACAUUACCAAGUGUGCUGAACAUGACUCUCCUCCUGCCAUUUCUGAUGGCACAAGUGAAACCACCACUGCAAAAGCCCUGCAUGCUGAUGGAAAUUCUUCCUCCGUGGUGAAUGGUGUUCAAGAAUCCUUUCUCAGUAGUAGACAGACAUGUUUUGGAUCUCUGGUUCUAGAUGGUGUCUAUGAGGUUAGUCUUGGAAAGACAGAUGCUUUCAUAUACAAAUAUAAGAAGAUUUCUACUGCUGGGAAUCAGUAGCUUUCUUGCACUGUGCCUAAGUGAGCUUGAGCCCUCGUACACUUGAAAAGCAGCAUGGCAGUGAUGUGCUGGAACCCUGCUAAUCCAAACAAACCUUUGCGUUUGUUAGCUCACCUCACUUCCUUUGAAUGUCCAAUGGUGCUGCUUUUCCCUCUUUUUUUUUAGGAGAGGUGGAAGAUGCCUACUAGUGUUUCAAAUAUUUUUACUGUAAAAUGUUGUAAUGAGAUGAGAGGCCUCAUUGUUUAGGCAAAGAGUCUUGGUACUGGGAGGACUUUCUUUGGGAGAGAAGGCCUUCAUUUGGAGAACUGGAAAAAAAAUGAAGGUAUUAAAUAUAAAUGGGUUUUCACCAGUAUUCAAAUUUUUUUUAGGAAGCACAUCUUGUCUGAAGACAUCUCCAGCUCUUUUUGAGGGCUGGAUGUAUGUUUUACCUUGCGGUCUUGUAUGUUAUUUUAAAGCUCUUUUCUGAUGAGUUUGAAGUGUCUCUGUUGAGAUCUCUUAGUGGAAAAUAAACUAUUUUUUGUAUUAAUUCUUUGUAUUAAUUUUGUCUUAAUUCUUUGCAGCAUUUGCACGUGUCUAACGGGUGUGCUGUAGCUUUUUAGAGUGGAGCGGCUUCUUUCUAUCAGAAAUAGUGUUUUUCCUCACUUGAUAAUGUUACUCCAAGUGCACAAUGUGGAUGAUGGAAAAACUUGCCAAGUGGAUGAACAAUUAGAAGUGACUUCUGCCUGCAAAGAAGCAUGUGGAAAAAUUCUUCUGAAGAGAAAGGUCUUAGCAAUCCUUUUAGAUAAUGCAAAAGGUAUCUGUAGAGGGGAAAUAGUCUAAUUCAAAGCUUUGCAUGUCUGCUGAGCUGACAGAGAAGUAUUUUUGUAGAGAAUGAUUACAGAUUGCUUUCAGUUGCUAUUUUGGACAAUCAUUUGCAACUUGGCAAGCUGGGAUGGACUUGUGCAUUGUAUUCCUCUGCAGUGGUUAGUAUGGCGAUAACAAUUAGCAGUUUGUCUGG